GUCACACUUGGCGGCUGCAGUGGUUUGUUACGGUUUCGGUGGCGGGUGUGUGUCGGAGGCUGCGGAGAUGCUGAGUGCAUUGAAGAGUGACUCGUACGUGGAGCUGAGCCGGUACCGGGACCAGCGCUUUAAGGGUAGAAGAGAUGAUCAAGAGAAGGUCCUGAAGCAAAGCUGCACAUUAUAUGUAGGAAACCUGUCAUUUUACACCACGGAAGAGCAGAUCUAUGAAUUAUUCAGCAAAAGUGGAGACGUGAAGAAAAUAAUCAUGGGCCUGGAUAAGGUGAAGAAGACGGCGUGUGGCUUCUGCUUUGUAGAAUACUACACCAGAGCAGACACUGAGCAAGCUAUGAGAUUUAUUAAUGGAACUCGGUUAGAUGAUAGAAUCAUCAGAACAGACUGGGAUGCAGGAUUUGAAGAAGGCCGACAAUAUGGACGUGGGAAAUCAGGUGGCCAGGUCAGAGAUGAAUUUCGCCAAGAUUAUGAUGCCGGAAGAGGUGGUUAUGGUAAAGUCGUACAGACAUUCUGAAGACAUGAAAAUCUUUCCAGCACAAACAAAAUCAUUUCUAUGAGAUUGUUUUAAGUUGACCUUUGUUAUGUAAAGGACAAUAGAUGCGUAGCAUGCUAUCUAUUCAUACAUUUUUGUUUUUCUUGUCAUAUGGGUCGUAUAUUACUACUCACAUUUUUUUAAAUAAACUGUAUAAAGGUGUUCAACAAUUUUACUUCCUGUGUUAUAC
Molecule: messenger RNA, 734 nt
Organism: Hyla sarda
Lineage: Eukaryota; Metazoa; Chordata; Amphibia; Anura; Hylidae
Product: nuclear cap-binding protein subunit 2
Exons: 4
Coding region: 68-526 (152 amino acids)
Biological process (GO): mRNA cis splicing, via spliceosome
Cellular component (GO): nuclear cap binding complex
Molecular function (GO): RNA cap binding
Source: RefSeq, a predicted model, not a curated record